Lachancea lanzarotensis is the source of this 3987-nucleotide messenger RNA. It is a transcript of the gene SPO71, whose product is annotated as LALA0S07e06678g1_1. The transcript has a single exon. Gene Ontology annotation, biological process: ascospore-type prospore membrane formation; protein localization to prospore membrane. The record is from RefSeq and is a predicted model, not a curated record. Gene Ontology annotation, cellular component: prospore membrane. The coding region runs from base 1 to 3987 and encodes 1328 amino acids. NCBI's taxonomy places the organism in Eukaryota, Fungi, Ascomycota, Saccharomycetes, Saccharomycetales, Saccharomycetaceae.
AUGAGCCAUGUGGGUGCCCACUACUACGAAAAUAUAGCAUUAGAUGAAGAGGCUUACGCCAAAUACGUUUGUAAGAAUGCCAUCCAGUCCAUGCCCGAAAACCGCAAGAUUCCAGUUCUAGCAAUCCCUAGGUCUUCUUUCACUGCAUUUAGACUUACUUAUGCGUCUCCUGUGGAAAUAUCACAGAGCUCCAAGUCUGUUCUCCUCGGUGGAGUUCCCCACUUAUGGUACAUACAACACAAAAACAACUUUCUCAGGUCAAUGUAUCAAUUGGCAUACAAAAAUGUGACGAAAAAAGCACAACAGGCUGGGAAAUAUGCCAGUUUUACGCGGUACCGCUCUAGUCGAAAAUUUCGUCGCUCAGCUGGCAUUACACCACGAACCUUGCUUCCGAGAAAUGGACAAAAUCAGGACGGACAAGAUGUUACGGAAAUCAGACCAAAAGGUCUUCAGGGCGAAGUUUGUCUUGAAGAUUCACCUGCCAGUCCUUCGGGGUGGUGCUCGCCUACGAGCUACGGCAGAAACACGAUUUCCAGUGACGAUGAAGCGAACAGCGUGACCAUUGCGGAGGUCGAAGACCUGAAUAAAUCCUCUUCCUUUUCUUUUCAAGACAAUGAUAAUCACCAUUCCGAACAGCCGCAGCACGCACAGAAUUCUGAGCAAUCCCUGCGAUCCCAAAUUGUUUCUAGAAAUCCCGAAACCCACAGCGAUUCCUCAAUAUUUGAGCAUCAUACAAGAAAUGCCAACAUCCAAGAACGUCGCAAUAGUUGCAAGUACGCUCAACAGGUUUUGAGUAGAGACCUGCAAACUUUUGAUGACCGUAGAAAGCUCACACAGACCACAGAUCCGCAAAAUUCCUCACCAGGUACCCCUGUCGUUCGGAACAGUAUCUCUUCGGAAACAUUUUAUUCGGCUGAGGACGGUUAUAUUUCAGGUAGUCAAAGGUCAGAGAGCUCAAUACACGAAGAAUACGGCCUGCCAAGGCAAGGGUAUUUUCACGAAAGAGAAGAAAGGUACACGAACAGCGGACGUAACUCAACUCAAGAAGAUCACGAAUCAGCAUCAGGAAAUGGAACCAUUUCAGAAAGCUUUCCGGAGACGUUGAGCAGUGGUCCAAACAUGACACCCCGUAUCUACGAUGCCGAUGUUCCGCAAUUAAUCAAAUAUUCACCUGAUUCCGCUGUCGUGUCUUCUGUGAAGUUCGAAGAAAAGCCAAAACCGAAAGUUAUUCGGCAGUCGUUUGCCAACGAUGAAAGUUCUAGGCUUGAGCCUACUGAAUUUACGUAUGCAACUUCCAGCUUUCUCUCAGCAAGCUCGGAUGACGAGGAGUCUAUGGUGUUGCAUAACAACUAUCGCCCUAAUGUCAAAGGCAGGCUCAAGAGAUUGAGUCCACAGCCAUACGCUUUGGACGAACAACAAAAUCUUAACCUUCAAGCUCUUGACAACCAUCACAGGGCGCUGAAUGAGGUCAGAAGCUUUGUCACUAAAACUGGCAAAAAGAUUCACUUGGACAAACUAGAGAAGCUCCACUUUGACCUUUCCAAAGUCUUGGGCAGAGAUUCGAAGUUUUCACAAAGACUGUUCACUAAAUAUAGAGCAGGCGAGGUGGUGAAAAUGGAAAAGAUGCUUGUUUUCAUCAAAUCGUCAAAAUCUGCUCGUGGACCACUUUUGAACUUCUCAGAUGUUGAGCCAAUUGACACGAGAGUCGUUGAAAGAUGGAAAGAGUACAUCGUGGUAGCAAGAGCUACAGGAAUGCCCGACUCGCCACUUUACUUACAAUUUUACAGCGACAGCAAGAUACCACGGAUUGAAAACAGCCAUCGUGUUGAGUCAUACAAAGCGAAUUCGAUGGAUUUCAUGUUGGACUCAUCUUGUAUUGUAGAUUUCUACAAUACCCUGGAUAAAACAGUUCAUGUUAUAAAGUCUCCCCGCUCCUGCUUGGAAGGAGGGAGAGGAACCAACGGUGAAAAUCCCGAGGAUGUCGGAAAGUUGAAAAUUUACAUAUUGAGGUGUGGUUCUUUUGCUUCGGCUGAAAAGUGGCUGCUGUUUUUACGACGGUCAUUAGGGCGGUCCAAUGAGUCCGAAAUGAUUACCGUCAACGUUCCUGAGGCCAAGGUGUCUCUGGAGAUUCCUAUGUCAAAAAAGGUUCGUCGCAUAUUCGAGAGGAAAACCUACGCAGAGGAGGAACAACUUAAAGUAUUGAUGAUGCCAAGAGGCUAUAAGCCCCUGGGAUUUCCUCUAGCAAGAUACCUGGAGGUCGUUGUUUUAGAUAAGCUAUUAGAGUGUGGUUUUAAAGCAACAUCGUUGGGAUGGAUUCAAGCGAAUACAAUCACUGGGUUCUGUUGGAAACAUUACGACAGACUUGAGUGGUGUCCGGGAGAUCAGUAUGAUUCAAUUGUUGGCGGCGUCUCACUGCAAGGGUCCCAUUUGCUGGAAUAUCGAACUUUGACACAUUAUCCACGAAGUGUUAAAAAGACUCCGACAGAAACGUUGGUCGAGCCCCCAGCAAUAGAAGGGUUUUUGCUGAAGUGCACGGAUCGAUACGGCAGGGACAUAGAAAAAUUAGUCCACACUGCCUACUACCGGUCCUCAUAUUUUUUUACGUCAGACGGACUUUUGUUCUUCAUGAGUUCUUUCAAAGGAGCACCCCCUCUCCCAGAUGAAAUGAUAAGUAAAAACGGAGCAUGUGCCUACGAUAUUCAUCAAAUCAAGGCCAACAUAGACUCAGUUCCCAAAGUUUUUGAACACAACCCAUAUCCUUUGGACUUGAACAGUCAUAUUGAAUGGCUCAAUGCCAAUUUAACGCCAACAGAGUUUGAUGAAAAGGAUAGCGUUGCCUUCGCUGCAAUGUGGAGAAAAAUCGCUCUUAUUCUCAAAGCGGAAAAGAUCAUCGAUCUGACCGAAGUAGCUUCGGUCUGCAAACUCAGUGCCCAUCUAUCGAAGAAAAACAUUUCAAAAUACAAGUUAUUAACGAGGGCCAACAACUUUGUGUGGAAAGCUUCAAACACUCUCGAAGAAACUAUAAAAUCGACAAUCAUUCUAUCACUGAGGAACGGAUUGAGCGUGAAGCUCUUAGCUUCUUCGCCAGAGCUAGCGGAUGAGUGGGUAUCCAGGCUUGGCUCUUUGAGCAAGUAUUGGAAGUACAGGAAGGCGGAAGAUGUCAAAAAUAUGUGGUCGGCAAAAGUUGAGAACCUUCGAACUCUGAAAAUACCUGAGUCAGAAGAAUCUAAUAUUAGUCAAGUUACUCCUAAAUGGGUCACGGAUCGUGGCGUUGCAAAUGGAGAAGUGCAUAAUAUUAGUGCACAAGCGCUAACAAGACCGCUGAUGCAGAGCGGCGUACUAUAUCAAAAGAGACACAAGCACUCGAGUUUCAAAAAGUUCUUUGUUAUACUAGUCCCGGGCUUUCUCUUGCUUUACAGGUAUUUUAAAAGUGCGAAAAUGAACCAUUCUAAAACAGUGAUUGAUCACCGACACUAUCUAACGAUCCCGAUAGAAGAAUGUUAUGUCUACAGCGGAAAUCUAACUUCAUUGGAUUUGCUUCAGCGAGACAAGCAAUUCGAUCGCUUAAACUCUGGUAAUGAUUCUCUUCCUAGGGUAUAUCCAGACGGGUGGAGAUCGAGCGAGGAUGAAUCUACUAGGUGCUUCACACUUUGGUUUGGUACAAAGAGAGCGUUGUCGAAUUACAACUCUUUGUUUUCACAUUCACCAGAAAGCGAAGUUAUUGGGUCAGACUCUUCACAGUCAGUAGUAGAGUCUGCAUCAGCUGAAAUCAACGAGAGGUCUAAUUUAAAUUCAGCUGGUGAAGGUGAUCUUAGUAUGGAAGAGAACUUGCAAAGAAAAACAGGCUCAUUUCGUUUGGCAAGCAGGCUCGGCGUUGCCGGUAGCUCGUUGGUUUUCAUGGCGCGCUCUCGCCAAGAGAGAGACCAAUGGGCUUUAAAACUACAUUAUGAAUUAGGACGACUAAGGGCCUGCGAAGACGAUAUAUAA